This is a messenger RNA of Bombus pascuorum, 1568 nucleotides long. RefSeq names its product ras-related protein Rab-2 (gene Rab2). Lineage: Eukaryota; Metazoa; Arthropoda; Insecta; Hymenoptera; Apidae. The coding region runs from base 129 to 773 and encodes 214 amino acids. Gene Ontology annotation, cellular component: Golgi apparatus. Gene Ontology annotation, molecular function: GTPase activity; GTP binding. The transcript is spliced from 4 exons. The record is from RefSeq and is a predicted model, not a curated record.
AUUGCCGAACUGAUUCAGUGACGUCAUGCUGAAGCAGAAGAGAUAAGACAGCAAAAAAAGUGAAGUUCUGUUUUCUAAUAUAUCCGCAUUUCGUAUAGAUAUCUUUGUUUGCUACGUGAUUUCGAAAAAUGUCGUACGCAUACCUUUUCAAGUACAUCAUUAUUGGAGAUACAGGGGUUGGGAAAUCUUGUCUACUUCUGCAGUUUACGGAUAAGAGAUUCCAGCCUGUUCAUGAUUUAACAAUAGGUGUUGAGUUUGGAGCCCGUAUGAUAACAAUUGAUGGGAAGCCAAUCAAACUUCAAAUUUGGGAUACUGCAGGUCAAGAAGCAUUUCGUUCUAUUACACGAUCAUAUUAUCGUGGAGCAGCAGGAGCUUUAUUAGUAUAUGAUAUUACACGUAGAGAAACAUUUAAUCAUUUGACCACUUGGUUAGAGGAUGCAAGACAACAUUCAAAUUCUAAUAUGGUGAUCAUGUUAAUUGGUAAUAAGAGUGAUCUGGAUAAUAGAAGAGAAGUGAGGAGAGAAGAAGGUGAAGCUUUUGCAAGAGAACAUGGACUUGUUUUUAUGGAAACCAGUGCAAAGACAGCAAUCAAUGUAGAAGAUGCAUUUAUCAAUACAGCAAAAGUAAUUUAUGAAAAAAUUCAAGAAGGUGUAUUUGAUAUAAAUAAUGAGGCAAAUGGUAUCAAGAUUGGACCACAACAUUCACCGACAAGUCCUAGUGGAUUAGCGGGUACUGGUGGUCAAGGAAACACGCAAGGUGGUGGAUGCUGCUAGGGGCUGGGGGUUGCCUGUCCACCGCUUAAUCCUUCUCCAAUUUAAAUUGAUCUUUUCACUCCUGCUCCACAUUUUAUUCUCAACCAAUUACAUUGUAUAUUUUUUUGCGCGUGUCGCAUCAUGAGGUAACAAGUGACUCUAUUGGUGUAUUUAUUAUUUAAAAAAAAUAACAUAUACAUACGUACUAAAUAGAAAUAUUAUAAGGGAAAAUGUUAUAUAUUGCUUACAUCAUGAAACCUAAUAAACUUUUAAUUUACAGAUUCUGGCUGAUGUAAAUUUAUUAGUUUCAAAUAUGUUCGUUACAUGCUUUCUGUACUUAAUUCCUUUGUAGCAGUAUAGUAAUAUUAGUUCUUAAAUUACAUCUAUAAAAUAUUAGAUGCUUUUCAUAUACAUAUACAGAUAAUGUUAUUUUUAAUGUGCUAGAAAGAAGUUAAUGUUAUUUUAUUAAUGCAGUGCUACAUUAGAUUUUUAUUCAUUUACAUUUAAAAUUACUUAAUUUUAAUUGUAAUAUACGAAAAAACUGAGAAAGAAAUUAAUUACUAUUGGACAUUGAUAAAGCGGGAGAGGAUAGGCACUUCUAUUUAAUGUUUUGUAUUUGUUCACAUUGUAUAUUGUAUGUAUUGUGCACUGAUCUUAGAAUCAUAUUUAAUUUAAUAAUGAAUCAUAAUUGAUAUACAUAUAUAAAUCAAAGUGAUUUGUCAAAAAUAUGAUUUACACUUGACUACCUAACGCGACACCAUGUAUAUGUAUGUAUCAAUGUAUGAAAUGACGAAUAUAUAAAAACAUAUAAAUCAA